UCACUGGCGUGCUGGCGUCGGUCCGAGACGGACCGCCCGGCGAGAAACCUGCUCGACCGGUGUGGAGGAUACUCAGGAUCAUAAGCGGGUUUUAAAUAGUUGCCCUGCUGCCUUUGGAGCGGUUGUGUUCACUGUUUGCUGGAGUACGGGGCAAUUUCAAGAGAUGAAGAUUUAACGUGUGUGUGAGGCUGUGAGUUUAUCUAAAAGUACAAACGGAAGUCGGUGACUUGGCUUGAGACAUACUCUGUCCGAAUUGUGUGAAGCUGCUUCAAGAUGCCGCACGAAGAGGAAGGCAAAAAUGGCAGUGCCUCACCGUCGGCUACCCAGGGGUCUAGACGAGGUUCACAAAAGUCCUCCGUUCGGCGACAGAGCGUGAAGAGACAGGCCUCGCGAGAAUUCCUUCCGAGAGCUGUGCAGAGUUCGUCGAUAUCGGAGCCAACGCCGAACGAUGUUACUAACGGAGCCGGCGGAGGAGCGCCCGGGACAGGGAGGAGGCUCGAGGGCGACUUUGACGAGAUCCUGGAGGAGGUGGGAGGCUACGGCCGCUUCCAGUGGCGCAUCUUGGUGCUGAUGCAGCCGCCGUUCAUGUUUCUCGGCUUCACGCUGCUGAGCCAGCUGUGGCUGCUGCUGGAACCCGACCACUGGUGCAAAGUUCCUGAGCUGGAGGCGCUGGGCUUCAGUCCGCUGGACGCCCGCAACAUCAGCAUACCGACCGAGGAGCGCGCCGGCCGCCAGCAGUUCUCCCGCUGCCAGAGGUACGACGUCAACUUCAGCCAGAUCGCAGACGUGGCCGGCUGGAGGCCGGACGCCGACACGCCGCUCACGGCCUGCAGCAGCGGCUGGCACUACGACUUCAGCGAGCUCUACCCCACGAUCGUCUCUGACCUCGACUGGGUCUGCGACGACGCCUGGAAAUCGCCGCUGAGCACGGCACUGUUCUUCGUGGGCUCCAUCUUCGGCACGCUACUGUUCGGCGCCGUCUCGGACCGCUUCGGCCGACUGCCGGCGCUGGUCGCCGCCAACCUCACAGCCUGCGUCGCCGGCGUCGUGUCCGCCUUCGCGCGCAGCCUGGGCGUGUUCGCUGUGACGCGUUUCACCUUCGGCAUGGCCAACAACUUGCAGACUACGCUGGCGAUGGUGUUUCUCAGCGAGUUUGUCGGCGUGAGAUGGCGCGGUAUGGUGGUGAACCUGCCGCUGGCCACCUCGUUCUGCCUGGGCAUGACGAUCCUGCCGUGGAUCGCCUGGGGCGCCGGCCACUGGCAGUACGUCGCGCUGGCCACCAGCAUCCCGAUGGCGUUUCCUCUCAUCUAUCUGGUGACCGGAGUACCUGAGUCGUGCCGCUGGCUGCAGCAGACCGGCCAGUUGGACCGCGCUAUCGCUGAGAUGAGGCGGAUCGCCAAGGAGAAUGGACGUAUCGUCUCGGAGGAGACGUGGCAGCAGUUCACCGAGGCCGCCACGUUCAAAUACAAGCAGGAGCAGGAGCGCCCGGCUCCCGGUCUGCGCCAGCUGGCUCGACACCCGCGCCUCCGCACGCGCAUGGCGGUGCUCAUGUUCAGCACGGCCAUCCUCCUGCUGCUGUUCGACCUCACCUCCCGUAACACCGACUUCGACGUGGACAUCUUCACUGCACAGACGCUGCUGGCGGUGAGCGAGGCGCCGGCCGACCUGCUCACCUGGCUGCUGGUCGACACGCUGGGCCGCCGCUGGACCAUCACGGUCAGCACAGCGCUGACCAGCGGCGCCGGCCUGGCACUGGCCAUCCUGCUGCACCUGGGCACCGCGCCGGCGGCCGCCUCCACCGCCGUGGCCGUCUUCUGUCGCUUCUGCACCACCGUCUCCGUCAACGUGCUGAUGACGCUCAGCAUGGAGUUGAUUCCGACCGACGUGCGCUCGCGGGCGUUCUCUCUGACCCAGGUGGCCGGUCACGCCGGCUCGGUGCUCAGUCCAUUGAUUCUAUUCCUGGAGCGGGUGUGGCGCGGCCUGCCGCAGCUCGUGCUGGCCGCCCUGGCGCUGCUCGGGGCCGUCAGUGUCAGCCUGCUUCCCGAGACCCGCGGCCUGCCGCUGCCUGACACACUGGCUGAAGGAGAGGAGUUUGGGAAGGAGCAGCGCUGGCUCCAGUGCUACUGCGGCUCGGAGGAGGACGGAGAAAUGCACCCUGGUGUAAGCGACGAACGCCAGGGCGCAGACAACUCGGCGCUCGAGCUCGAACAGGACACUGUGACGCAAAUGUGACGUCACAGAAAUUGUGACGCAUGGGAUCGUUUCAAGAACGUGACGUUAUGGUAAUAUCGCUCAUGGAAUAUUUAGUCUGUGCCAUGACAAAUUUUGUUUUACACUGCCGUAGCUGCACAAUUGUAUAAUUGAUGAUAUUGUUGCAAGCCCAAGAUUUCACUUUAUCGUACGUUUGUGACCACUGACCAUUGAAUCAUGACUGCGCGCAUGUGAUUUUAUAUAUUAAUCACUGCACCUACUGAAUGAUGUAACUAACUAUGUAGGCAUGUAUGCAUGUCGCAUGAUGUAUAUGGGAUAAUAUGUGUAUUGUGUAUGUAUACAUGCAUAAACAUACACGUUCAUAAAUGCAUCCUUUCACCUGUAACAAAAUGUUUCAGCUGAUGUGUGUUGUUUGCGUAGAAACUAGAUUAAAUAAAUACCUAUCCGAAGCUGCGGCCUAGCCAUACGACUCAAAAA
Messenger RNA from Amphibalanus amphitrite, 2688 nucleotides. Its product is annotated as solute carrier family 22 member 3-like. The transcript has 2 exons. Gene Ontology annotation, cellular component: membrane. Bases 274 to 2232 code for a protein of 652 amino acids. Lineage: Eukaryota; Metazoa; Arthropoda; Thecostraca; Balanomorpha; Balanidae. Gene Ontology annotation, biological process: transmembrane transport. The record is from RefSeq and is a predicted model, not a curated record. Gene Ontology annotation, molecular function: transmembrane transporter activity.